AUGUUGGUGGGUCGCUAUCGACCCCACGGGCAUAUAAGAUACUUAUAUUUGGCGUUUUGCAGGUCUCGUCGAUUACUUUCCACUACUGAAAUAGCUGAGGCCCUCGAAGCUUUGGAGGAAGUGGAAGAUAUUCAAGGUAUAGAUGUUUAUAUAUAUCCACCAUGUAACGAUGAAAUUUCUGAUGGUGACUUGGGGGAAGAAGACUGUUGCGAUUUUGAUAUAUUGAAUCGGCACCAGCUUCUCGUGCCUGUUGAGCUAGUAAUUCACACGUCGAAAGAUGACCAGCAUGUUGAAAUCGAGGCUAUUGAACCUGAAAUCUCUUCUCCUGCUCCUGCUAAAACUCUACGUAUGCCUAAAAAGUCUCAACCAGAUGUUACAAUAAGUAAUGAGCAACUCAGGCAACCGACAACCAGUCAAGACAGGCCUUCUACUAGUCAAGAGCAGUCUAGUAGCAGUACUACUAGUAGCUGGUCAGGCGCAUGUCCAUUACUUCAACAGAAACCAAGACGGUGGACCAAGAGAGACUUAAAUAUACCACAAAAUGUCUGGGUUCAACCACCUCCUCGAACCGUACUAACUUUGAGUAAAGAAAGUGAACCUUUAGAGUUUUUUGAGUUGUUUUUCAGUGAAGAUGUAACUCGACAUCUUGUGAGACAUUCUGUUAUAUAUGCAGUGCAACAGAACCCCAAUACAAAGUUUACUUUGUCAGGAGAUGAUAUUUACUGUUUCCUAGGAAUUCUCAUUCUUAGUGGUUAUGUACCUUUACCCAGACGGUCGAAUGUUUUGGGAAACAAAUAA
Molecule: messenger RNA, 798 nt
Organism: Parnassius mnemosyne (clouded apollo)
Lineage: Eukaryota; Metazoa; Arthropoda; Insecta; Lepidoptera; Papilionidae
Source: the annotation of a GenBank genome assembly